Messenger RNA from Strongylus vulgaris, 489 nucleotides. The record is from the annotation of a GenBank genome assembly. Lineage: Eukaryota; Metazoa; Nematoda; Chromadorea; Rhabditida; Strongylidae.
UUGGGAUCAUCAACACGUUCACGAACUCGAGUUACAGCAAUUGGUAUAGCACCAUGGGGGAUGUUGAAGAGGAGGAAUCGGUUUGUUGGAACGGACGUCGCAGUUCACUAUGCGCCAAACCAAUUCAACAAAUCCCGAUUAGCAGAGUUAAACGAUCGACACUCAUAUUUUGUAUUUGCUGAUAACGGGACUGUCGGACGAUAUGGCUCAGAGAUCAUUCUAAGGAAACGUCUAGAGACAUAUUUAGCACAAAAUAGCACUUAUUCUAUUCCUGUCGUAUGUGUUGUGCUAGAAGGAGGAGCAUUUACUAUAAAAAUUGUACAUGAUUAUAUAACAAGCAUUCCACGAAUCCCAGUGGUAGUUUGUGAUGGAAGUGGACGUGCUGCUGAUUUGUUAGCUUUCACUCAUCAUGCAAUUGGUGGUGAUGGGUUAGUUCCUUCUUUAUAUAUUUUUUGCUAUAUAGUGAGAGACUUAUGGAUACUGCCUUGA